This is a messenger RNA of Chelmon rostratus (copperband butterflyfish), 4447 nucleotides long. It is a transcript of the gene dclk1a, whose product is annotated as doublecortin-like kinase 1a. The coding region runs from base 1 to 2337 and encodes 778 amino acids. The record is from RefSeq and is a predicted model, not a curated record. NCBI's taxonomy places the organism in Eukaryota, Metazoa, Chordata, Actinopteri, Chaetodontiformes, Chaetodontidae. The transcript is spliced from 16 exons. Gene Ontology annotation, biological process: intracellular signal transduction; protein phosphorylation. Gene Ontology annotation, molecular function: protein kinase activity; ATP binding.
AUGGAGAUGGAGCACUUCGACGAGCGGGACAAAGGUCAGAGGCACAGCCGCUCCAGCGCCAAGAUGAACGGCGUGCCGAGCCCCACGCACAGCGCCCACUGCAGCCUGUACCGGACCCGGACCCUGAAGACUCUGACCACGGAGAAGAGAGCCAAGAAGGUCCGCUUCUACCGCAACGGAGACCGGUACUUCAAUGGCAUAGUGUACGCCAUCUCUACCGACAGGUUCCGGACCUUCGACGCCCUGCUGGCCGAUCUGACCCGCUCCCUGUCCGACAACGUCAACCUGCCCCAAGGCGUCCGGACCAUCUACACCCUGGAUGGCUCCAAGAAGAUCACCUCUAUUGACCAGCUGAUAGAAGGUGACAGCUAUGUGUGCAGCUCCAUUGAAGCGUACAAAAAGUUGGAUUACACAAAAAACGUGAACCCCAACUGGUCGGUGAACGUCAAGGCCUCGGCGGCGUCCUCCCGCGGGCCUCCUUCUCUGGGCAGCGCAAAGGCCGGGGCCCCCGAGAGCCGCGAAAUCAAGGACUUCAUACGCCCGAAGCUUGUGACAGUGGUGCGGAGCGGAGUGAAGCCCCGCAAAGCUGUGAGGAUCCUGCUCAACAAGAAGACGGCCCAUUCCUACGAGCAGGUCCUGACCGACAUCACCGAUGCCAUCAAGCUGGACUCCGGAGUGGUGAAGAAGAUCUACACGCUGGAGGGCAAACUGGUGUCCUGUCUGCAAGACUUCUUUGGCGACGAGGACAUUUUCGUGGCGUGCGGACCGGAGAAGUUCCGCUACCAAGAUGACUUGAUGCUGGACGAGAGUGAGUGUCGUGUGGUGAAGUCUGUAAACUAUGGGAAGAUGUCUGGCUCUCUGAACCGAGGCUCCCCCAGGACCGUUGUCCAAUCACGACGCAGCAAGUCCCCUGCGUCCGCUGGGAGUUUGAACGGGACGCCGGCCAGUCAGCUCUCCACUCCUCAUUCGGGAAAAUCUCCCAGCCCCUCCCCGACCAGCCCUGGCAGCCUCAGCCGACGCCGGGGGUCCCAGGGUUCUUCCACCUCUCUGUCUUCCACUAAAGUCUCCAGCUCAGUGGAGGACGGGGACGGACUUGUUACUGAAGCUGAGGUUCUCGUCGAUGAGGUUCCAGCUGUGCCAUCCUACAUAUCGGACCGCUACAAGGUGGGACGCAUGUUAGGCGAUGGGAACUUCGCAGUUGUCCGGGAGUGCGUGGAGCACUCCACAGGACGGGAGUACGCUCUGAAGAUCAUCAACAAGGGCAAAUGCAGAGGCAAGGAGCACAUGAUCCAGAACGAGGUGGCCAUCCUCCGCAGGGUGAAGCAUCCAAAUAUCGUUCUGCUCAUAGAGGAGGUGGACACUUACAACGAACUCUACCUGGUCAUGGAGCUGGUCAAGGGGGGAGAUCUGUUCGAUGCCAUCACCUCUGCCAACAGAUACACGGAGAGAGACGCCAGCGGCAUGCUCUACAAUCUGGCCAACGCCAUCAAAUACCUCCACAGCCUCAACAUCGUGCACAGAGACAUCAAACCAGAAAACCUGCUGGUGUACGAGCAUGCAGACGGCAGCAAAAGCCUGAAACUGGGAGACUUUGGUUUGGCGACUGUGGCGGACGGACCCCUCUACACUGUCUGCGGGACCCCGACAUAUGUAGCACCUGAAAUCAUCGCAGAAACAGGGUAUGGCCUUAAGGUGGACAUCUGGGCAGCUGGAGUCAUCACCUACAUCCUGCUGUGUGGUUUCCCACCCUUCCGAGGGAGCAGUGAUGAUCAAGAAGUGCUUUUUGAUCAGAUACUAAUGGGGCAGCUAGAAUUUCCUCUACCGUACUGGGACAAUGUGUCAGAGACAGCUAAGGAGCUGAUUCGAUCCAUGCUGGAGGUGGAGGUGGACCAGAGAUACACUGCCCUGCAGGUGCUAGAGCACCCUUGGGUCACUGAUGAGGGACUAUGUGAGAAUGAUCACCAGCUGUCAGUAGCAGGGAAGAUAAAGAAGCACUUCAACACCAGUCCCAAGGUCAACGACACCACUGCAGGAGUGUCAGUCAUUUCUGCCACCUCUCUUGAUAAGGAGGGGCAGGUUCUCAGACGAGGACGCCACCCGGAUGUGAAGCCACUGCCUUUGCAGAUGACGCAGACGGUGACAACAGUAACAACGUCAACAACAAAAACACUGCGGGCGGAGCCUCCCAGUUGCCUCCCUGGCCUGCCCGUGGCCCCUCCCUCUCUGACCCCUGACACUUGCUCUGACCCUUCCCCGAACCCCAGCCUCCCAUCUGACUCUGAUGACAUCUCCAUCAGCUCAGCCAGUAUUGCCUGCUCCCCCAACUCGCCCUUCUAGAGAGGAGGCGGAAGGGGAGGAGGAGGAGGAGGAGGAAGCGAGGAAGGAACAUCCUCAUCCAGCUCCUCCCUAAGGAGGAGGAGGAAGAGGAGACAUCAGCUUCUCCGCAGCCUCUCAUCUAAGGCUGGGGGUGAACAGGGGAAAACUGUGGAGAGAAAACAAGCAACAAAAAAAUAAAAUAAAUAAUUCAGAGCAAACUGUUAGCUUUCCCAAAUCCAUCUUUCCAAACCCCACAGGAGAGACCGAUCAAAGGGUGGACAGAGGGAAAAGAGGGUAGGGAGGUUGGGAGAAAGACUGAAGAGGCAAACACAGAUCAUGAGGAAGAGAGACGAAGAGGAAUGAGGUGAAAGACUUUUCAUUUAUUUCUUUUUAACGUUCUCUCAUCUGAGCACAUGUUAUGGAGCUCAAGGAGCGAGAAAGGGCGACACCCUUCAGUGAUGAUCUGGGCUCGACAUGGAAACUUCCUUAAGGUGGAGCAGCUCUACAGGGCAAUAUGAGAAUAUGGACCGAUGUUCAUGUUUUAUUGAACCUUAUUUAUUCAUUCUUUAUUCACUGCAUUUUUUUAUAUGUAUUUCCCUUUUUCUUAAAGGAUAACUUUUUGUUGACUUGUCCUAAGAGCUUGGUGGACUGGAACAGUGUGUAGAAGUAGAGCUCAGACAUUGAAGUAGGUUAGGGUAGACUUGAUGAACAGAGUAGUUGUGUGAAAAUGAGGGCUACGGUCAGUAGAGUUGGAAGUUUUUCUUACAAAUGUGUUAAAAACGUGUUCAUCGAAAAACGAAAAAUGACAACAGCGGCACUUGUGCUAUAAUCCUGUGCUCCUCACAGUAUUGGCGUUGCCUUCCUCUAACGUUGGAUUGCAGUAUUACAGUUUACAUUUUUCACAGACUGCUAUUAAGACAAUAAUGGUGCAUUUGAUUCCUUGUUGUUAUUUUGUUAAUUGCUUCAUUCAUGACAUCUUGAUACACACGAUUCAACAGCAUUUGGGUGCUUGUGUAGCAAACUCAACAUCUGAACAACUUUUUUCUCAAUGCACACAUUUCCAUAAUCAUUCUGUACUGAUAUCACAUUAUUCUUGGUAUUUUGUGAUGCUCAAGUACACAUAGGAAGCCUUGUUUACAUUUUUUUCCAACACUGAAGGCAUAUUUCACUCACAUAUUCCAGCAGUAAAGAAAGGUAUAAUUGUUGCAGCCCAGGUGUGCCAAUUUUAUGGGUUUGGGGAAAUGUUUUAGGAGGCAAAUGUAUAAAAUUAACAGUUUAUGGGGGCUGCCUAUUUGCACAAAGUACUGCAGUCUAAGUGCAGUCAAACAGGUCUGAGAGAAAGACAGUACGGAUGCCAGAGAACCAGCAGCACUCUUGGAAAGCAGUCCAGUUCAAAGGGUGGAAGAGGAUUUUAUUUCAGCUCUGUGCAACCUCAUUCAUGGCUUCAUUUAUUCAGAUGAAAGCAUGACAGACAUACAGUAGCCUAUUCUUAUAAUUAAAACGGUUUCGUGAUGAAGUAUCGUUUAUAUGUUAUGUAAAUAACAUAAUUUUAUUUAUUUUGAUAGUUCACAAUACAGUAUAUUUCUUUACUAGUAGUAAGUCUAUGAGAACUGUAAAAAAUAAAAAAUCAUACAUGUGUAUCAGUCAGUCAGCAAAGAAAAAAAAUAAUCUACAGGAGAUCAUCAGGUCGAGUGAGACUGUUUCAUCCUGACGUGCCACCUGGAUGAAUCCACACAGACAAAUAUAGAAGAAUAAGAGACCACCAUCUUUGCUUCUUGUCAGACACUGGGAAUGAUAUCACUUCCUUUGUUGGUAAAGGGAUUUCCAGUUACUGAUGUGAGAUAAAAGAGAGGAGAAUCCAGAGGAGAGAAAUGCAGAGCGAUUUCAGUUUUGUUUUUUUGUUCUUGUUUAUUUUUUUUUCCACAGAUGAUCUCCCUGCAGUCGUCACACUUGUCUGUAAGUUUCUGUAUUUAUCCUCAUCAUCACACAUAGACAGUAAUGUGCCGCCAUAUUGACCAGAUCAGUAUGAAUUUGUUGUGCUCUCCAGCACACGGGCACACGUGGUUUACCAAAGUGCUCUCACAGCUGCGCCACAGUAUUACAAUCUGUUGCAAUACCAAUACCUGUACCU